AUCUCCUCUUAUCUCUCUUUACCAGCCUACAAAUCAAACAUACCCACUAACCCCUUUUCUCCUUGGAGAACCCUUAUACACAUUAAAGGUGAAAGCUUUAAUCUUUUUUCUUGAAAACAAACACUUGAUUCUUGAUUUUGCCCUUAAAGGUGAAAGCUAAAAUCUUUUUUCUUGAAAAUAAACACUUGAUUCUUGAUUUUGCCCUUAAAGGUGAAAGCUUUAAUCUUUUUUCUUGAAAACAAACACUUGAUUCUUGAUUUUACCCUUAAAGGUGAAAGCUUUAAUCUUUUUCUUGAAAACAAACACUUGAUUCUUGAUUUUGCAAUUUAGAGAUAUGGCUAUUGCAUACCCACAUUUCUUUGGGUCUGAAAAAACCAAGAAUUUGAAGCCAUCUUUGAUGGUUACUCCUACCCCAUCACCUGUCAUUUUAUCCCAAGAUGAGUUAAAGAAAAUUGCUGCAUAUAAGGCUGUUGAGUUUGUUGAGUCUGGCAUGGUUUUGGGUCUUGGAACAGGGUCCACAGCUAAACAUGCUAUAGACCGUAUAGCAGAAUUGUUAAGGAUUGGGAAAUUGAAGAACAUUGUAGGAAUACCCACAUCAAGUAUUACCCAUGAACAAGCUGUUUCAUUAGGGAUACCUUUAUCAGAUUUGAAUGCACACCCAAUUCUUGAUUUGGCAAUUGAUGGUGCUGAUGAAGUUGACCCACAAAUGAAUUUGGUUAAAGGAAGAGGGGGGUCAUUACUAAGGGAGAAAAUGGUGGAAGCUGCUUCUAAGAAAUUUAUUGUUAUUGUUGAUGAGUCAAAAUUGGUGAGUCAUUUGGGUGGAACUGGCCUUGCUAUGCCAGUUGAGAUUGUACCCUUUUGUUGGGAAUUUACAUUGAGAAGGCUUGAGAUGUUGUUUAUUGAAGCUGGUUGUGUUGGGAAGCUGAGAGUAGUUAGGGAAAGUAGUGAACCAUAUGUUACUGAUAAUGGGAAUUAUAUUGUUGACUUGUAUUUCAAGAGUGAUAUGGGUGAUUUAAAGGAAGCUAGUGAUGCAAUUUUGAGGCUUGCAGGUGUGGUUGAACAUGGGAUGUUUCUCGAUAUGGCGACUACUGUGAUCGUUGCAGGAAAGCUUGGCGUCUUCGUGACUAAUAAGUAGGAUCAAGGUUAAUGUGAUCAUGUGUUCUUUUAGCAACCUUAGUUUUCUAUAUAAAUUUUGACUAAGAUAUUAGGAUAUGUAAGUAUUGGUAUUGUAGCAAUCCAAUUGGAGAAGUCUUGCUGAACUAUUUAUGUGGCAAGGACAAUGUAGGUGCAUUUGCAAAAAACUUAUAUAUUGAAUUAUUUGGGGUAUUUGCCUUAAAUUUGCAAUCUUUUUGAGAGAAACUUGGUGACAUC
This is a messenger RNA of Solanum verrucosum, 1371 nucleotides long. Its product is annotated as probable ribose-5-phosphate isomerase 2. Lineage: Eukaryota; Viridiplantae; Streptophyta; Magnoliopsida; Solanales; Solanaceae. The transcript has 3 exons. The record is from RefSeq and is a predicted model, not a curated record. The coding region runs from base 335 to 1135 and encodes 266 amino acids. Gene Ontology annotation, molecular function: ribose-5-phosphate isomerase activity. Gene Ontology annotation, biological process: pentose-phosphate shunt, non-oxidative branch.